This is a messenger RNA of Boeremia exigua, 1436 nucleotides long. RefSeq lists its product as uncharacterized. Lineage: Eukaryota; Fungi; Ascomycota; Dothideomycetes; Pleosporales; Didymellaceae. The record is from RefSeq and is a predicted model, not a curated record. Bases 197 to 1027 code for a protein of 276 amino acids. The transcript has 3 exons.
CUUCAUUCGUAGGUAUCGGCCCGGGCAUUCAAUGCACCUAUGCAUAGCCACGAUGAACAGGAAUAACCAUAAGGCACCUCGUCGAUCCUCCAAACAACGUCGCGUGCUGGAUGCCUAAUUCGUUUUGAAUCCUAUUAAUUCCCGGCCAGCCCAACGGCCUGGCAGUCCCUUCCAUCAGACAUCACAUCACACCACAAUGCUGCAGCACGCCUUCCUCGCCCUCGCGGCCCUCGCGACUUCCACCCUCGCUCAGACCAACAACAACAACAGCAGCAGCAAUUCAAACACCACCUGCGGCACCACCCGUUACGACAUCGCAGCACCUGUAAACUCCUCCGCCCAGGUCAUCGUCCGCAACGCAUCGACGCCAUGGUACCUCACCUCCACGCUCAACGACACGCGCUCCGCAACCACCGCAGACCAUAGUAUCACUGGCUUUCUCAGCGUGCCUCCCGACACGAGUGCCUACGCAUGCGUGUUCCUCAUGACUGCGCUGCUGCCGGCGCUGACAGGUAACAACGGCGACUGCGCAGGCGCACUGAGCGCCUCAUGCGUGGAUUUCAUACGCAGUAGUGUGGUCGUCAGAGCGGGCGACAUGGCGGCGAAGCGGUGUCCGAGUCCGCCCGGGCUAGACGCAUUGAAGGAAGCGUGUGGCGACCCUCUAGGGAAAGGGCUUUCGACUGCGUAUUCCGGCAUCGACGUGUCGAAUACGACGUGUGCCCGCGAUCGCGUCCCCGGGCCAGAUCAGCCGCCGCAGGGGUACAGUAGUUUUGGUCUCUUUGGGAUCAGUGGGUUUGCGGCUGAUGAGAGUGAUCGUAGUGAUCCAACUAAGUUCACAUGGUAUGGUAAGUAUAAGAGUCAGGCUAUGCCAUGGAUUGUGGCGGGAUUGGAGGGGAGCGAGAGUUGGACCAGUGUGGUGUGUGUGGUGCCGGGGAAGGUGGAGGCGAAGAGUGCGGCAACAAGGGUCGGAGGGGCGUGGGUCGGGGUUGGAGUCGCUGUGAUGGUUGCGGUUUGGGGGUUGCUUUGAGAACGUAUCGCGUUGACGCACUCCGGCAAUUUCAGCUUCGAGCAUGCAUACGCCUGAGAUCUCGCAGAUACCUGAAUUCACAAUCUCGACACAGUAUCGCAUCGGUAACUUGAAUCACUCCCGCCUGCGGCUUGUCUGAAAGUUUACACUUCCUGUACAGCUUGGAUAGCACAGAAUCAACUGCAUUCAGCGUCGAGCAGCAAAGGAGACAGCUUCACAUCCGCAAUGGUCAACUUAUCGAGGUCUUUAUACUUGAAUACAAACCGCUAUCCAAGGUACCGGGCGUGUGGGAGUGUGUUUGCACUUGUUUAUGGCGCUGAGUUGGGUGAGUGAAGGUAGCUUAGGUCCUCACCCCACACAAAGUCAUUAUCACUUCUCGCACCAAAUCUUCCUCCAAAUUUCUUUUCCC